Molecule: messenger RNA, 733 nt
Organism: Sardina pilchardus (European sardine)
Lineage: Eukaryota; Metazoa; Chordata; Actinopteri; Clupeiformes; Clupeidae
Gene: gng10
Product: guanine nucleotide binding protein (G protein), gamma 10
Exons: 3
Coding region: 211-417 (68 amino acids)
Biological process (GO): G protein-coupled receptor signaling pathway
Cellular component (GO): heterotrimeric G-protein complex
Molecular function (GO): G-protein beta-subunit binding
Source: RefSeq, a predicted model, not a curated record
UUUUUUGCCCAGUGGGCAGGGGCAACUCAUACUCCGACCACGUCAAGCCGAGCGCUGUUUACACACUGCUUCCUCAAAACCUUGGGUCAUUCUUCAUCACCAAAACAAAGAAGUCAGUCUGACAGAACCUGCUUUUAGUCGAAGGCUCACUAAAGUAUCAAGUUCAUAUCGAACUAUUGGCAAAAGCGACGGAAAAAACUUUGGCUGAAGAUGUCAUCCAAUUCCAAUUUGACGAACAUGCGUCGACUUGUUGAACAACUGAGGCUCGAGGCCAGCGUAGAAAGAAUUAAAGUGUCCCAAGCUGCUGCAGAACUGCAGCAGUACUGCCUUCAGAAUGCCACCAAAGAUGCCCUCUUGGUUGGAGUGCCAACAGGCAGCAACCCUUUCAGAGAACCACGUUCCUGUUCCCUCCUGUAGACACACUCGGAAAUAUCUCAAGUAUUCCAACAUAAAUUGACCAGUGACGACUAUAUGGACCACAGACGGGAAAAUGUUUUCAUUACAAAGGAUGGAAAAAAAAAACAUAUAUUUAUUUAAAAAUUUAUUUUGAUACAUUUUUUAAAUCCAUGAUUGUGAAAAAGUCAUGUUGUUAAGAUUAAUUGGUCAGCUCUCAUGUGUGCAGAUUCUAUGUUUUUGGUUCCAGACUGAGCAAUGUUCUAUGUUUUUUGGUUCCAGACGGAAUGCUGGCUCAUUGGAAUAAAUAUCAUUAAUAUGCAAAUUAAUGCAUCAGUGA